CAGAGUGACCGUAGUCUUGUUGAUACAUCAAACAAAGCACGCAGUUCGGAAAUUCAUUUCAUUUUUCGUCAAUUUAACAAUUAAACGCAUAACUAGCUAGUUGAAAAUGACCACAGCAGCGCGCCCGACCUUCGAUCCAGCCCGCGGAGGCUCCGGUCGCGGCGAAAAGGAUCUGAGUGCACUGAGCAAGCAGUACUCCAGUCGCGAUUUGCCAGGCCACACGAAACUGAAAUACAGGGAGACGGGCCAGGGCACCAGCGAGGAGAACCGCAACCGCGACUUCCGCAAGGAGCUGGAGGAGCGGGAACGUGACGCGCGUUCCGGAACGGGAGCCACUUCGUCGUCGUCGGGCAAGGCACUGCCCUCCAUUGUGCGCAAGGCGAUUGAGGCGAACAACGCCGGCGGUGGCAGCAGUGCCGCAAAGCGUGCCAAGCCGGACGCAGGGCAGCAGCAAACGCAGCAGGCGGCGCAGCAGCAGGCCGCCAAUAUGGACGCCGAUGAGCCGCUGGACAACGAUAGCUCCGAUUCGGACAGCGAUUCCGAUGACGAUGAUGCCGCCCUGCUGGCCGAGCUGCAGAAGAUCAAGCAGGAACGCCUGCAGGAGACGGCGCGUCGCGAGUCGGAGAAGAAGCAGGAGGACGAACGCAUACGAAUGGAGAACAUCCUGUCCGGCAAUCCGCUGAUGAACUAUGAGCCCGGGACCGCCGCCUCGGCAGCGGGACGCGCCUCUGGACUGGGCGGCGAUCUAAAGAUCAAGCGCCGCUGGGACGAUGAUGUGGUCUUCAAGAAUUGCGCCAGAUCUGCGCCCGAUAAGAAGACGCACUUCGUCAAUGACGCCCUGCGCUCCGAUUUCCACAAGAAGUUCAUGGACAAGUACAUUAAGUAGGCAGCAUCUGGGACUUGCUUUUAAGUUUCAGCCGCUCUUUUUGUGUAAUAGUUUAAGUAAAAAAAUUGUCAACCCUCUUUGUCCUUCCGCCCCUCCCCCGCAAUCUGUUCAUUAAAAUUCGCAUUUUGUAAGAUAA
Drosophila mauritiana is the source of this 1022-nucleotide messenger RNA. It is a transcript of the gene c12.1, whose product is annotated as protein CWC15 homolog. Gene Ontology annotation, biological process: mRNA cis splicing, via spliceosome. Bases 107 to 886 code for a protein of 259 amino acids. Gene Ontology annotation, cellular component: catalytic step 2 spliceosome. The record is from RefSeq and is a predicted model, not a curated record. Lineage: Eukaryota; Metazoa; Arthropoda; Insecta; Diptera; Drosophilidae. The transcript is spliced from 2 exons. Gene Ontology annotation, molecular function: RNA binding.